Molecule: messenger RNA, 423 nt
Organism: Thalassophryne amazonica
Lineage: Eukaryota; Metazoa; Chordata; Actinopteri; Batrachoidiformes; Batrachoididae
Product: dual specificity protein phosphatase 13-like
Exons: 2
Coding region: 79-423 (114 amino acids)
Biological process (GO): negative regulation of MAPK cascade; protein dephosphorylation
Cellular component (GO): cytoplasm
Molecular function (GO): protein tyrosine/serine/threonine phosphatase activity; MAP kinase phosphatase activity
Source: RefSeq, a predicted model, not a curated record
UACAGGUCAGUAGCCAAUGAUCGUUACUCUUUGUGGAAGUUGGGGAUCACUCAUGUUGUGAAUGCGGCUCACGGGAGGAUGCACUGUUCAGGAAGUCACGACUUCUAUGGAUCCACUGUGGAUUAUUUUGGUGUUCCCGCUGACGACUCGCCAUCCUUUGACCUCUCUCGCUAUUUCUUCCCUUCUGCCGAGUACAUUCAGAAGGCGCUUGACACAGCUGGUGCGAGAGUCUUUGUGCACUGUGCAGUUGGGGUGAGCAGGUCCGCCUCCCUCGUCCUGGCCUACCUGAUGAUCUACCACCGUUACUCUCUGCUGGAUGCCAUCUAUAAAAUCAAAGAGCGCAGGUGGAUCUUCCCAAACAGGGGAUUCCUGAAACAGCUUAAUACACUGGAAAUGAAACUUCACCAGAUAUCAUCAACAUAA